AUGAUGCUUACUCAUCUUAUGGGAAAGCUCAAGAAUCAUCUUCUAUUAACUUCCAAAUGCAAUAGCCUUCAAUCUGAUCCUAUAUAUAUUGUUGAAACUGUGGAAACCCCAAGAGCAAAUAAAGAAGUGGUACCAAAUGAUGUGAAAGAAGGAUACUUUGCAGUAUUCUCGGUGAAUGCACAGGAAGAGCCAAAAAGGUUUGUUGUGGAACUACAUUGGCUCACUAAUCCUUCAUUCUUGAAAUUACUCAAACAGACUGAAGAUGAAUAUGGAUUUGGACAAAAAGGUGUUCUUGAAGUCCCUUGUCUCGCCGCGGAAUUGCAGAAAAUUCUUAAAAUUAAGAUUGGAAGGAACACCACUGCUAAUUUUGCAGUUUAG
This is a messenger RNA of Lycium barbarum (goji berry), 378 nucleotides long. RefSeq names its product auxin-induced protein 15A-like. Lineage: Eukaryota; Viridiplantae; Streptophyta; Magnoliopsida; Solanales; Solanaceae. Bases 1 to 378 code for a protein of 125 amino acids. The record is from RefSeq and is a predicted model, not a curated record. Gene Ontology annotation, biological process: response to auxin. The transcript has a single exon.